CUUAAAUAAAGGGGUGGUGUAUUUGCUGACGCACAGGCGACAUUGUCAGUGGAACUGCACAGGUGUCGUAUACCAUCCCGUGAAAGGUUUCCUCAAGGCCUAUUCUACGCUGAAGCGUAAACAAGCCAUGAUGCGCUUCGCAGUAGUGUUUCUGGUUAGUGUCCUGGCCCUAACAUCGGCCAGCAUCGACUUUCAGGAGUACUCCGCAGAAAUUAUCCAACGCAUCAACUCUAUGGAUACGACAUGGAAGGCUGGUCCCAAUUUUUUAGGCGAAACCCUGGAGUCAGUUAUCGCUCGUCUAGGAGUGAAGUACCCGCUUCCGGUGGAGAAGAGGCUGCCUCUGUACUUCCACGAGGACGUCAGUGACAUCCCCGUGACGUUCGACGCGCGCCAGAAGUGGCCAAAAUGCACAACUAUUUCGCUGAUCAGGGACCAGGCAGCCUGCGGCUCCUGCUGGGCUUUUGGUGCAGUGGAGGCCAUGUCGGACCGUGAGUGCAUUCACAACAACAUCCAGGUGAACAUUUCUGCCGAGGAGCUGAAUUCCUGCUGCAAGACCUGUAGCCUAGGAUGCGGUGGGGGGUUCCCUAACGCAGCUUGGGAGUUCUGGAAGACCCAUGGUCUUGUCAGCGGAGGCCUGUACAACAGCAAGAGCGGCUGCCAGCCCUACUCCAUUCCGGGCUGUGAUCACUACGAGCCCGGUCACCUGAAGCCCUGCGGACCGGUGGUCCCAACUCCACCAUGCCACCACACCUGCCGGACGGGCUACAACGUCACCUUCGACAAGGACCGGCACUUUGGAGGGAGAGUUUACAGAAUUCCCUCGAAAGUCAAGCAGAUACAGAAAGAAUUAAUGAUGAACGGACCUGUGGAGGCAGACUUCACCGUUUACGCCGACUUCCCCACCUACAGAUCCGGCGUUUACCAACACAAAACGGGAACCGCGCUCGGAGGACACGCCGUCAAGAUACUUGGAUGGGGCGUUGAGGGCGGUGUGGACUACUGGCUGGUUGCGAACUCGUGGAACCCAGACUGGGGAGACAAAGGUUACUUCAAGAUCAAGCGCGGGGAUGACGAGUGUGGCAUCGAAGACGACAUCAAUGCUGGAAUCCCAAAGAAAAUAUGAUUCUAAUUUGGAAUAAAGAACAAACACCUCUGCUUAGAAAAAGAAAUUUUAUUCUGAAUUCUGUCGGCUUAAACCACAGUAUGAAUUUUUUAAAAUUUGGUACCUCUUAUUAAAAAAUAGAGAUUUCAUUCUGGAUGUUGUCAGCUUAAACCAAAGCAUGGAUUUUAAAAUUUUGCGACGAUAUGAUUUCUGAUGGUAAGUAUUGAUCACUGAUCACCACUGGAUGUGCCCAUUUUUUCAUCACGGGGAACUAGUCGAGAGACGUGAUUUCGAUGAUGUCAAUUAAGCUCCCAAAAUAGGAACCUCCAUUAUUGUCACGGUCAUUGGAAUCGUAGCUUUAUUCUAUUAUUACUGACUUAUUAUUAUUACCUUGUAUUUCCUGCUAUGCAAAGGCGUGAAAUCUUGGCCCUGGAAGGGGUGCUUUGUACCGUUUGUGAAAGAGAUGUGCGGUUACAAGCGACCUUGGAUUGGGCAGUUGGGAUAGUCAAACACUUCUGAGGACUUACCUUUCCGCUGGUUUGGGCAUGACUAGCAAAAUGUCAAGUAAAAUGGUAUACAGAGUAAAAGGAAAUUGCAAUGAUCAAUGCGUUUAGCCUCAUCCCACCUAAAUCAAAUGCAAAAAUUUUGCUUGUCAUUAUUGAUCCCACCAAUGCAUAUCCAUCAUAAUCAGGUUCAGCGCUGUUGGCUAGUACACGCAACUUCAGCGUAGAGCAUAGAGAGUCUUUCAAACAUUAAUAAGCACGCUACCUACUUUUUACCUUGGCACUGAUGGAGUCCCUAUUCUGAAAUAGUCUAAUCACCGGUAAUUGACGGGGCCGCAUCGACACAUAAGCUUGAGACCAUGUCAGUAUAGCACAGGGUGAUUUAGGAAAAUGUUUGAAUGACCCUAUGCACAUCUGUAGUACAUCUUUUGCACAGUGCUGUCUAGAAAAUAUUAUUGCCUCUAGUAAAUUGUCACUUAAUUACUAUAAAAGCUGGCCUUGGCGAUAAAAAAGAAAAAUAAACAAAACAACAAAAUAUGAA
Molecule: messenger RNA, 2146 nt
Organism: Acanthaster planci (crown-of-thorns starfish)
Lineage: Eukaryota; Metazoa; Echinodermata; Asteroidea; Valvatida; Acanthasteridae
Product: cathepsin B-like
Biological process (GO): proteolysis; regulation of catalytic activity
Molecular function (GO): cysteine-type endopeptidase activity
Source: RefSeq, a predicted model, not a curated record